This is a messenger RNA of Magnolia sinica, 1271 nucleotides long. RefSeq lists its product as uncharacterized. The record is from RefSeq and is a predicted model, not a curated record. Lineage: Eukaryota; Viridiplantae; Streptophyta; Magnoliopsida; Magnoliales; Magnoliaceae. The transcript has a single exon. Bases 79 to 1068 code for a protein of 329 amino acids.
UUUCCUAGAGCUGGUAAAUAAAAGCUACACUAAUGUUCUGUUCGUGGUGUCUUCCUCGGACCCCUCGUUUCAAACUUCAUGGGAACUUGCAUUAGCAAAUGCAAACCUGCCACUGAAGAAUUCAAACAUCCCAUCCAAGUCAAGCUUGUGAUAUCCCAUUCUCCUUCUCUUUCUACCGUUUCCAUCCCUAGGAAUCCCUCUAAAAACCAACUUUCUCCUCUUUCGUAUUCACCUACUAGCUCUACUACUAGUAGUAAUAGUAGUGUUGGUACUUCUACUACUAUUACUACUACCACCACUACUUCCUCUACUUCACCGUCUAUAUCUAAAGAUAGGUCAUUUUCCAAUGAGUUUUUGUGGUCAUGCAUCAAAGAAAAUCCCCACAUAAUUCAAGUCGAUCCAAUCCCUCUGGAUCUAGGACCCACUAAAGCUUCUAUCCGGAACACCCAAGAACGGCAAUCUAAAACCGACAUUGCAGUAGGAAAACAACCCAUUCCUAGACGCACCCAAUCACAACCGACCCAGAUAGCUCGGCAGAAAAGCUUUAGAGAGGAAAAGGAAAAGGAAAGGAGGUCCCGAGCCUCUCUCCCCAGGCGAAAUGUAGGCACACAAUCUCCUAGUCGAAGAUUCAAUGGAGUUACUUAUCGAGAUCCUUUGAAGAAUCCAGUAGAGGAGAGUCGCAACCAUGGGGCUAAUUAUCGUGGUCUUUCUCCGUCUCCUAGUCGAAGAUUCAAUGGAGCUAAUCGGGGUCUCUCUCCAUCUCCUAGUCGAAGAUUCAACGGUCAAGAUCUUCCCAGGAAUCCACAAGAUGAGACUUGCAAGAAUACCAUUUCUCGUCGGGGUCUCUCUAAGUCUCCUAGUAGAAAAUUAAAUGGAGAUGCUUGUAAGAGCAUCACAAAGGAUCAGCUAAAGGAGAACAUUCGGCCCACGAGUUGUACGCACCAGAUCAAAUCUCAAAUUGAUCAGAGUGUUGUGGAAGAUGUGGUAUCUGACCAGGAAUCCAAUUCUCUUCCAAUGGAAGACAUUGAUAACCCACUCAUUUCUUUAGAUUGCUUCAUCUUUCUUUGAAGGGGCGUGUUUGGACAUUGGUGUGUUGUGUGUAUUGUAUUACAGAAGGUUUUGUGAUUGUUUGAUUGAUUAAUCAAAAUAACAAAAAGAUUUGUGAUUGCUUAUCUAAGAAUGGUGUGGUUUUCUUUUGUGGGUCUCGAAUGAUCUACGGUUCAAAUGAAAAAUAAGGCAUUUCUCUGAAUUGCCAAUGGCGCAUGUGUAGU